GCACAACUGAACCAUGGAGCUUCGAGUGGGGAACAAAUACCGACUGGGCAGAAAGAUUGGCAGUGGUUCGUUUGGAGACAUUUACCUAGGAGCCAAUAUUGCGACUGGUGAAGAGGUGGCCAUCAAACUGGAAUGUGUCAAAACCAAGCAUCCCCAGCUCCACAUUGAAAGCAAGUUCUACAAGAUGAUGCAGGGAGGAGUGGGUAUCCCCUCCAUUAAGUGGUGUGGAGCAGAGGGGGACUAUAAUGUGAUGGUGAUGGAGCUCUUGGGGCCCAGCUUGGAAGAUCUCUUCAACUUCUGUUCCCGCAAAUUUAGUCUCAAGACAGUUCUGCUCCUGGCAGACCAGAUGAUCAGCCGUAUUGAGUACAUUCAUUCCAAGAACUUCAUCCACCGGGAUGUGAAGCCAGAUAACUUCCUUAUGGGCCUUGGCAAAAAAGGCAACCUAGUAUACAUCAUUGAUUUUGGUUUGGCCAAGAAGUACCGAGAUGCCCGGACCCACCAGCACAUCCCUUACCGGGAAAACAAGAAUCUGACUGGCACAGCCCGUUAUGCCUCCAUCAACACCCACCUGGGAAUCGAACAAAGUCGCCGUGAUGACCUGGAGAGCCUGGGCUACGUGCUCAUGUAUUUCAACCUGGGCUCGCUGCCCUGGCAGGGCCUCAAGGCUGCCACCAAGCGCCAAAAGUACGAGAGGAUCAGCGAGAAAAAGAUGUCAACGCCCAUUGAGGUGCUCUGCAAAGGGUACCCUUCUGAGUUCUCGACAUACCUCAACUUCUGCCGCUCACUGAGGUUUGAUGACAAACCUGACUACUCGUACCUGCGGCAGCUCUUCCGCAACCUCUUCCACCGCCAAGGCUUCUCCUAUGACUACGUCUUUGACUGGAACAUGCUUAAAUUUGGAGCAGCCCGGAACCCUGAGGAUAUGGAUCGGGAGCGGCGAGAGCACGAGCGAGAAGAGAGGAUGGGGCAACUCCGGGGGUCCGCCACGCGAGAGCUGCCCCCCGGCCCGCCUGCUGGAGCCACUGCCAACCGUCUUCGCAACGUCACCGAGCCCAUGGCCUCCACCCCCACCUCCCGAAUCCAGCAGUCCGGAAACACAUCCCCCAGAGCAAUCUCAAGAGUGGACAGGGAGCGGAAGGUCAGCAUGAGGUUACACCGAGGAGCUCCUGCCAACGUCUCCUCGUCUGACCUCACAGGGCGGCAAGAAGUGUCACGGAUUUCAGCAUCACAGACAAGUGUGCCAUUUGAUCACCUUGGGAAGUGAGGAGCAAUUGCCACUGGACCAGUGUUUGCUUAGUGUCUUCACUGUAUUUUUCUUUUAAAAAACAAAAAACCCAAAAACAAACAAAAAACUAAAAAAA
Molecule: messenger RNA, 1361 nt
Organism: Pelecanus crispus (Dalmatian pelican)
Lineage: Eukaryota; Metazoa; Chordata; Aves; Pelecaniformes; Pelecanidae
Gene: CSNK1E
Product: casein kinase 1 epsilon
Biological process (GO): protein phosphorylation
Molecular function (GO): protein kinase activity; ATP binding
Source: RefSeq, a predicted model, not a curated record